UUCCGGGAGCGCCUCGGCAUGGAGUCGUCGCCGGCAGGGCCCGAAGAGAAGCGGGGAGGCCGCUUCCGCGCCAGUGCGCACCAGCACACUCGUUACAACCCUCUGCGGGACGACUGGGUGCUGGUGUCUGCCCACCGGAUGAAGCGGCCCUGGCAGGGGCAGGUGGAGAAGCCGCCUCCCGAGGAUGUACCCCGCUGGGACCCCAACAACCCUCUCUGCCCCGGGACCACCCGGGCCAACGGCGAGGUGAACCCCCAGUACGAGGGCACCUUUGUCUUCCCGAAUGACUUCCCUGCGCUGCAGCCUGAUGCCCCAGAGCCUGAUGACAGUGAUCAUCCAUUGUUUCGAGCAGCAGCAGCCCGGGGGGUGUGCAAGGUGAUGUGCUUCCACCCCUGGUCGGACCUGACGCUUCCUCUCAUGUCCGUGGCAGAGAUCCGGGCUGUCAUCAACACAUGGGCAGAGCUGGCCACGGAGCUUGGUGCCUCCUACCCCUGGGUGCAGAUCUUUGAGAACAAGGGAGCGAUGAUGGGCUGCUCCAACCCGCACCCCCACUGCCAGGUGUGGGCCAGCAGUUUUCUCCCGAAUGAGGCACGCCUGGAGGAUCGAACCCAGCGGCAGCAUCUGAGCCAGCAUGGUGUGCCCAUGCUGCUGGAGUACGCCGAGCAGGAGGCUCAUCGGAAGGAGCGGCUGGUGGUGGAGAAUGAGGACUGGCUAGUUGUGGUGCCGUACUGGGCCACCUGGCCCUACCAGACCCUGCUGCUGCCCCGCCGCCAUGUCUGCCGCCUCCAGGACCUCAGCGAGGGCGAGAGGGACAGUCUGGCCUCCAUUAUGAAGAGGCUGCUCAUCAAGUAUGACAAUCUCUUUGAAAUUUCUUUUCCCUACUCCAUGGGCUGGCAUGGAGCACCUAUGGGCCCCUACCUGGAGGAGGACUGCGGGCAUUGGCAGCUCCAUGCCCACUACUACCCCCCACUGCUCCGCUCUGCCACUGUCCGCAAGUUCAUGGUGGGCUAUGAGAUGCUGGCACAGGCACAGCGUGACCUCACCCCAGAGCAGGCAGCUGAGCGCCUGAGAAACCUCCCUGAGGUGCACUACAAGGAAAGGGCCAAGGAGAUGUGAUGGCUGUCUUCCGUCUCUGCAGUAUGUUGCUACCACCACUAAAGGGCUUACUCUCCUUACCAGUCCAGUCUUUCUGGUGGGAUUGGGAGUGCUGCUUGCCCCAUGGAGGGGCACAGCCCCCCUCACCAAUAAAACCUUUAAGCAAAGUGCCUCUGCCUGUGCCUUUGUGGAUCUCGGCCCUGGGUGCAAGCUUUGGGCUCUCUGGUGGGGACCUCCAUCUGCUCGGGAGGGAUAACAGUGUGGGCAGCAGGGAAUGUGCCAUCAGCCCCCUGCUGCUUUCUGCUGUUCCUGUCUCUGCAUUGCCCUCUCUUCCUCCCUGGAGGGAGCUCUGGGCUUGCUCUGAGUGCUGCAGGCUUGCAGAGGAGUGGGCAGCAGUGAGAGAUUGAUGCCGCCCAAAGCUUAGCCAGCAGCUUGUGGAGGGCUGAAGGUGGGCAAACUU
Messenger RNA from Dryobates pubescens (Downy woodpecker), 1555 nucleotides. RefSeq names its product galactose-1-phosphate uridylyltransferase (gene GALT). Gene Ontology annotation, molecular function: zinc ion binding; UDP-glucose:hexose-1-phosphate uridylyltransferase activity. The record is from RefSeq and is a predicted model, not a curated record. Gene Ontology annotation, cellular component: cytoplasm. Lineage: Eukaryota; Metazoa; Chordata; Aves; Piciformes; Picidae. The coding region runs from base 19 to 1116 and encodes 365 amino acids. Gene Ontology annotation, biological process: beta-D-galactose catabolic process via UDP-galactose, Leloir pathway. The transcript has 12 exons.